This is a messenger RNA of Symphalangus syndactylus (siamang), 6430 nucleotides long. It is a transcript of the gene STXBP4, whose product is annotated as syntaxin binding protein 4. Gene Ontology annotation, biological process: insulin receptor signaling pathway; regulation of insulin secretion involved in cellular response to glucose stimulus. Gene Ontology annotation, molecular function: syntaxin binding. Lineage: Eukaryota; Metazoa; Chordata; Mammalia; Primates; Hylobatidae. Gene Ontology annotation, cellular component: cytoplasmic vesicle. The record is from RefSeq and is a predicted model, not a curated record.
CUAGGUUGAGCCUGCCGCUGCCUUGGCUACCAAGCUCCUCAGGUGGCAGCGCUUGCAGUCGGGCUACGGAGGCCGGGUUGCCAGAUUAUGGGAAAGCCAUUUAAGAAGCUCCUGGAGUAAUAUUAGUCAGAGUAAUAUAGGAUCUGCAGGAAGUGCCUCAAGAUAGUUGGAAAAGAAGAAUUUCUAGACUCUUCAUCAAGAUCUUCAUUUAUACAGCUGUUAAAUCCAAGGCUACUUUGGUGAAAGCAUGAAUAAAAAUACAUCUACUGUAGUAUCAUCCAGUCUACCUGAAAAGGAUCCUGCCUUUCAGAUGAUUACAAUUACCAAGGAAACAGGCCUUGGCCUGAAGAUACUAGGAGGAAUUAACCGGAAUGAAGGCCCAUUGGUAUAUAUUCAGGAAAUUAUUCCUGGAGGAGACUGUUAUAAGGAUGGUCGUUUGAAGCCAGGAGAUCAACUUGUCUCAGUCAACAAGGAAUCUAUGAUUGGUGUAUCAUUUGAAGAAGCAAAAAGCAUAAUUACCAGAGCCAAGUUGAGGUUAGAAUCUGCUUGGGAGAUAGCAUUCAUAAGACAAAAAUCUGACAACAUUCAGCCAGAAAAUCUGUCAUGUACAUCACUUAUAGAAGCUUCAGGAGAAUAUGGACCUCAGGCCUCAACAUUAAGUCUUUUUUCUUCUCCUCCUGAAAUACUAAUCCCAAAGACCUCAUCCACUCCCAAAACAAAUAAUGCCAUUUUACCUUCUUGUGAGACAAAAACUGGAUACAGCAAAACAGUACAGAUUCCAAUUACUUCAGAAAACAGUACUGUGGGUUUGUCUAAUACAGAUGUUGCUUCUGCCUGGACUGAAAAUUAUGGACUACAAGAAAAGAUCUCCCUAAAUCCCUCUGUUCGCUUUAAGGCAGAGAAACUGGAAAUGGCUCUAAAUUAUCUUGGUAUUCAGCCCACAAACGAACAACACCAAGCCCUGAGACAGCAAGUACAAGCAGACUCAAAAGGGACAGUGUCUUUUGGAGAUUUUGUCCAGGUUGCCAGAAACUUGUUUUGCUUGCAGUUGGAUGAAGUAAAUGUUGGUGCACAUGAAAUUUCCAAUAUAUUAGAUUCACAGCUUCUUCCCUGUGAUUCUUCAGAAGCAGAUGAAAUGGAAAGGCUCAAGCGUGAAAGAGAUGAUGCCUUGAAAGAAGUAAAUACACUUAAGGAAAAAUUAUUGGAAUCAGAUAAGCAAAGGAAACAAUUGACAGAAGAGCUCCAGAAUGUGAAACAAGAAGCCAAAGCUGUAGUUGAAGAAACAAGAGCCCUGCGUAGUCGGAUUCAUCUUGCUGAAGCUGCUCAGAGACAGGCACAUGGAAUGGAAAUGGACUAUGAAGAAGUGAUCCGUCUGUUAGAGGCCAAGAUUACAGAGCUAAAGGCUCAGCUUGCUGAUUAUUCUGACCAAAAUAAAGAAGGUGUUCAGGAUUUAAAAAAGAGAAUCAUGGUACUUGACUGCCAAUUACGAAAAUCAGAAAUGGCUCGAAAAACUUUUGAGGCAUCCACUGAAAAGCUUCUUCGUUUUGUAGAGGCUAUUCAAGAAGUAUUUUCUGAUAAUUCUACUCCUUUAUCAAAUUUAAGUGAAAGAAGAGCUGUGUUAGCUUCUCAGACUUCACUCACACCGCUGGGAAGGAAUGGACGUAACAUCCCAGCAACACUGGCACUUGAAUCUAAGGAACUUGUUAAAUCUGUUCGUGCCUUACUUGAUAUGGAUUGUUUACCUUAUGGGUGGGAGGAAGCUUACACAGCAGAUGGAAUCAAGUACUUCAUCAAUCAUGUAACACAGACUACAUCCUGGAUUCAUCCCGUGAUGAGUGUCCUGAAUCUAUCUCGCUCAGAAGAGAAUGAAGAGGAUUGCUCUCGAGAACUCCCCAACCAGAAAAGUUGAUGGUUUUCCUUAGGAAGUGGAGCUACAUGGAUGACGUGAGCAGAGACACAUAACAUCCAAUUCUGAGACGCAACAGUCUAAAAUAGGAGUAAAGCAUGCACUACUUGUUGAAGUGUGAAAUGGAGACUCUGGACUUUGGGUAUUUUUGUAAAACUUUUGAUAUUUCUGUAUACAUUUAAAAAAUCAAUUGCCACUACAGUAGUUCCUUAAGAAUAAUCUAGUUAUAUUUUUUGAAAUCACAUAUAAUUAGACUUUAUAAUAUAUAUACUUUUUCAUAUAUAAUUAGAUCUUUCUUUGUAAUUUCAUAUGUAGUUCUUCAUAGGGUCUCAGAUACAAUGGUUUUUAUAAUUGACAUAUUGAAAAAGUAUAUGAACAUAAUGAAACACCUCAUUUAUUUGAUAAUUCACUAACGUUUUAUAUUCAUAUAUUAGGAAAGUGAUCUUAGCAAGCUUUUUGGAAUUUAAGGAUCACAUUUAGAUAUCUCAUGAGCUGAUGAAUACAGCUGGUAUCUUUGUGGAGCUUUCUAAUUUACAAAAUGCUUUGUAGACCCCAUUUUCUUUAAACCAUACAACAUGCCUGUGAAGCUGAUCUGGUGGGUAUGUUUAUUCUUGGUUUUCAGUAGGGAAAUAGCAAUUCAGAGAGAGGAAUCUCCCUGUCCCAGCACCAAGACUCACUCCUGAGUCUUCUGAUUCCAUGAGCAGUCCCCCUUCCCCCACACCCUGCUGUCCCCACAGAGGGAGGUCACAGCCCAUCACUCAGGACACUGUGUUGAUGCAGCUGGCUUCACAGCUGUGCAUUCCACAGAGAUUCAGAAGGCACCUCUUCAGUCAAACGUGGCCCCUCUGUAACCCCACUAUUCUUCUCCUAUAAACCCUUCCCCCUUCUCUGCACCCAAGCCUUCACCAAGUAGGCACGCUCUUUGUGAUAUUGUUUCAACAGACUUCUUUCAGCAGCUCGUGUUUUUCUAAAGUGAAAGGCAUGGUUUGUCCUGCUUAGGUUGCCCUUCCCAGAGGGAUGGUUUGAGGGGAGCUGAUGAGAAGAGAGGUAUCUGUUAAAACAUUACUGCUCUACUCGAAACAAGAUGGAAGCCUAAAGCCCAAGUCAAGCAGCUCCCAGCACUGCUGUGCAGACCUAGCGGUCCUUAGAACAUAGUCUAAGAACCAUUUAUUGUAACCAUUUUAUAGAUGAGUAAACUGAGAUCCUAAGUCUCCUCGUCUACUGAAUUUCAUAUGGUGUGUAAUACAGAUUUAUAUGGUAAAGAUAUACAUUGUGCCGAACUAUACAUUCCUGAAUCCAUUUAGGGUUUAUGAUUUAUGUCUUGAGUAAUAAUAUAAAGUCAACUCCAGACUGAUAAGUAGUCAUUAGCCAUGAGAAAUGUUUCAGGAUGGCUAGAGAAGACUUGUGUUUUGCCUAUAAUUGUGAAAGUAGAAACUUUUUGUUUUUGUCAAAUUUCUCUCCCCCUGCUUGGAGAGUUUUCUAAUUCAUUUCUAGUGAGCGAAACAAAGAAGAUGCUUGAGUCACUGAAAUCAAAGUACUCAGGCACACAGCUCACUGACAAGAGACACCUCAUCCAUUAACUGCUGUUUUGUACCUCUUGCCUCCCUGUUUCUGUCAAAUACCUAGUGAAAAAGGCCUAAACAAUUGUAAUGAUAUUAUUUAUUGAGCAUUUUAUGCCAUACACAGUGAUGAGCAUUUUGCAUAUAUUUAUUUAUGAUCUUCUUAAAACCAUUCCAUAAAAUAGGAACUGUAAUUAUCCCCAAUUCUAAAAGAAAAAACUUAGGUUUAGGGAGUUAGUAAUCUUUGCCUAAGGGUCACAAAGCACCUAUGUAUAGAAACUAGGGUUCAAGGCAGAUCUGUGAUUCCAGAAGCCGUUCUCUAAACCACUAUGCAGAACUGCUUAGAUUCAUUGUCUAUGGGUACAUUUUAUAAAAAGGCAGAUUCUAGUUCAGUGUCAUAAGGAACUUUCUAAUAGUUAGAGCUGAUAAGAAAAGAAUUCCCCAGGAGAAAAUGGAAGCACUGUCCCAGCAGGUUUCAGUCAGUCUGAAUUCCUUACUUGGGGAAUGUUGCUGAGGAGGUUCAGUGUGUGAAUGGACUGAACCGGUUGGCCACUCUCUCAGAUUCCCUCUUCAUAAAGCUUCCGUGACCUCUAAACCAUCAGGUUGGUGCCAUAAGAGAUGCUCAGAAAAACAUGGUCAGGGCUUAGCAAGAAUCCUUUUCCAAUGCAAAUAGGACCCUCACGUUAUGUUUUGGUGAGUAGCCAGUCUUUCUUUAGCAUCAAUCAACCGUAGUAACGUGGUCAUCACGAAGUCUUCAUUGACUCACUGGCUUGGAUUUUAGGGUUAGAAAAUCUGAAUGUUCUUAUGUCCUUCCAUCUCACUUUACUAGAGUACCCAAAUUGAGUCAUCCUUACUUACUCACUCAUUCCCUCAAAAUAUUUACUGAGCACCAACAAUGUCACAAGCACUGUGCUAAACACUGUGGUGAAGUAGAACAAUUGCUAAUCAUUUCCUGGGUUCCACUUACUCUCUCUCUUCUUUUUUUUUUUUUUUGAGACGGAGUCUCGCUCUGUCACCCAGGCUGGAAGCUCUGCCUCCCAGGUUCACGCCAUUCUCCUGCCUCAGCCUCUCCGAGUAGCUGGGAUUACAGGUGCCCGCCACAGCGCCAGGCUAAUUUUUUAUAUUUUUAGUAGAGAUGGGGUUUCACUGUGGUCUCGAUCUCCUGACCUCGUGAUCCGCCCGCCUCCACCUCCCACAGUGCUGGGAUUACAAGCGUGAGCCACCACGCCCAGCCCCACUUACUCUUGAUUUAAAAAAAAAAAAAACAACAAAAGAGUUUUUGUGUGGCCAGGACUAAACAGCUGCUUCUUAAUUUUUGAAUUUUAAAACUAAUCUAUUUUAUUUAAAAAAAAAGCAAGUACUAUGGAAGUGAAUAAAGUAAGAGAUAGCCCAUCUCACUUUCCAGAGGUAGCAGUCACUAAUACUGUGGUGAGUGACUUUGCUCAAAGGAAAUCGCACUAUUAAGCUGCUUGGUUUUGACAUAUUAUGUUGUGGUCAUCUUUUCAUGUCAAUACAUAGAUUAAUCUUUUAUUUCAAAUGUCUACAUAAAAUAUCACUACCCACAUAACCCAUAAUUUGUGUGGCCAGCAAUUUAUUGAACACUAAAACGUUUUAAGUUUUCUUAUUGCUAACAAUGUCACAGUGAACAUUUAUGUAUUCAUUAAAUCCUUUUCCUCAUGUAUUUUUGCACUCUUGUGCUAGUAUGUCUAUAGUGUGAAUACAUUCAUAAAUUUCUUGAUCAAAGCUAGGUCAAAGUUACAUUCAUUUUAAUUUUGGUAUAUAUUCAUAAAUCCUCCAUAAAAGUAGGACCAACUUACAUUACCACCAGUAGUGUAUGUGAGCCUUAUUUUUAUGUAUGAUAGGACUUUUUUUAGUCCAAAUGUUCCGAUAGAUUUUCUGGGUUUUUUUUGUCCUUGAAAGAAUAACCUUCCUUCCAUCAAGUCCAAGAACCUGAGAUUUUUAAUCAUUAGGUUUUAGAUUUCCUUUAGCAGCAGAGACUGACUUGCUGUAUAGAGGGAAGUCUAGUAGUGACUAACUCACUAUAUGUCAAAUACAUCAUUACUCUUCUCUUUUCCUACUUAACAUGUAAUGGUUGCAAGGACCAACUUUUAAAUGAGCUAACUUGGGUGAGAUGUUCAGUGAAGUACCAAGCACAAUACAAAUGCAUCUUCGAGUUCUUUGGGCCUCACUUUCCCUAUCUGAAUAAUAAGGAUAGUAAUCCCUUGCCUUUUCCCAAACCAGUUCAACUCAGCAAACACUUCCUGAGCACCUACUACAUGCCAGGCAAAAUGUGAAAUUUGCAUGCUAUGAGGCUAAAUGGUACUGAUUCUCAAAACAAGGAGCUCAUAGUCUAAAAUCAUUUUUCUUUCUUUUUUUUCUCCUAAAAAACCUCUUAAAGGGGUAAGAAGUUAGGGGGUUGUUUAUUAAGAACCCCUGAAGAGCAACCCUUUAUCACUCUCUUAAAUUUGAAUAAUUCCAAAAUAAUAUUAGGACCUCUUGACUAGAAAAGGAAAAAAAGGAACAUGCCGUAUGAAGCACCUCUCCAAUAAUAAAUGCAAAGCAGCUGUCAAAAUAUGGAGUCAAAUGAUACUUUCAUGAAGUGUUUGCACAAUUAGAAAAUGUUAUCCUUUUUCUCAGGAGAAAUGGGACAUUUUUAUUUUCUCUGCUAAGUGAAAUGCAACUUUCUAAAGAAUCAACAUGCUUGACAUUUUUACAAUGUGCAUAAAGAACUGAACUAUUAUUAAAACAACUUACACACUCUAUUGCUUAUAACUUUUGAGAGAAUGAAAAGAACCUUAAACAGAAUGUGCCUGUGGAGCUUCGCUUUAGAAAUGAAAUACCCAAGGUGUUUUAACUACAACUGUCUACAUGUAAUAGUGUGUCUGCAUAAUGAUUUUGUAAAUAUUAACUGCAAUUCUGUAUUUGCUUUCUUGAUAUGACUUUUAACAUUUAAACUUGUACUGUU